CCCGGCGGCGGCGGCGGCGGCACGUGGUCGGCCCGAGCAAAGGUCUCUGCGGUGGGUCUGGCCGGGCGGAGAGCGCGAUCCCGGCGGACGCCCGGCUGGUGGGUGCGCGCUCGCCCCGCACGUGGGAAGCGGGCCGGCGGCGGCGGCGGCGGGACGCGUGUUCUCUCUCGCCGCCCCUCUCGGCGGAUCCCCCAGCAGGCUUGGCGUUGCCAUGUGGGACAGCUCUUUGCCUUCUUAAAAUACUUUACAAAUAUUGGUCAUGCCUAGAUGAGAAUGUGCAAAUUGGGAGAAUAACAAAGGCUGACAUAUCGCCUCGCCUGGGUCAUGGCAGCCACAAGGAAUCUCCGGCAGCGAGGCCAGCGCUUGGCAGGCUGGUGACGAGCCGGCGCCCGGUUUUGGCAAGGCAGGGUGAGUGGCUGGAGCCGGGUUUCAGCGCAGGGGUCCCUCUCGCGAUGGCCAAGGGACAGUAGAAGCCCCUCGCCCUCCAAGAGGCUCCGGAGAGACAGCCAUGCCGGUGCUGACGUUUGGCGUGGCCGACUACACCAUUUUCGUCCUUCUGCUGGUCUUCUCGGCCGGGAUCGGACUCUUCUACGCCCUGAGUGGCGGGAAGCAGAGGACCACGCAGGAGUUCCUGCUGGCCAACCGCAGCAUGGGCUUCUUCCCCGUGGCGCUCUCCCUCCUGGCCACCUUCCAGUCGGCCGUGGCCAUCCUGGGCGUCCCCUCCGAGAUCUACCGCUUCGGCACUGAGUACUGGUUCCUGGGGUGCUCCUACUUCCUGGGGCUCCUCAUCCCCGCUCACGUCUUCAUCCCCGUCUUCUACCGCCUGCGCCUGACCAGCACCUACGAGUACCUGGAGCUGCGGUUCAACAAGGUCGUGAGGGUGUGUGGAACAGCCACCUUCAUCUUCCAGAUGGUGGUGUACAUGGGGGUCGUCCUCUACACCCCAGCGCUGGCUCUCAAUGCAGUGACCAACUUUGACCUCUGGGCCUCUGUGCUGACCAUUGGGCUGGUCUGCACCCUCUACACCGCCCUGGGCGGCCUCAAAGCCGUGAUCUGGACAGACGUUUUCCAGACCUUUGUCAUGUUUGCCGGCCAGGUGGCUGUGAUCGUGGUUGGCACCAUCAAAGUGGGGGGCAUGGGGCGCGUCUGGCAGCUGGCGGCAGAGAAGGGCAAGGUGUCCGGCAUCGACCUGAACCCUGACCCUUACGAGCGCCACACCUUCUGGACCCUGGCCUUUGGGGGCGUCUUCAUGAUGCUGUCUCUCUACGGGGUCAACCAGUCCCAGGUCCAGCGAUACCUCAGCUCUCGCUCGGAGCGGCAGGCCGUGCUGUCUUGCUACGCCGUCUUCCCCUGCCAGCAGCUGGUCCUCAGCCUCAGUUGCCUCACCGGCCUGGUGAUGUUCGCUUACUACCAGGAGCAUGAGCUGAGUCCGGAGCAGAGCAGCGCCUCCUCCGAUCAGAUGGUCCUCUACUUCGUGAUGGACGUCUUGCACUCAGUGCCCGGCCUCCCCGGCCUCUUCGUGGCUUGCCUCUUCAGCGGCUCCCUCAGCACCAUCUCCUCCGCCUUCAACUCCCUGGCCACCGUGACCAUGGAGGACCUGAUCCGCCCUUACGUGGCCAGCAUCCCCGAAGGACGGGCCACGCUCUACUCCAAGCUGCUGGCUCUGGCCUACGGACUCCUCUGCCUGGGCAUGGCUUACGUCUCCUCCAUGAUGGGUUCGGUGCUGCAGGCUGCCAUCAGCAUCUUUGGCAUGAUGGGGGGCCCUCUGCUGGGAGUCUUCUGCCUGGGCAUGUUCUUUCCUUGUGCCAAUUCCGUGGGGGCCGUCACUGGCUUGGCUGCCGGGCUGGCCAUGGCGUUUUGGGUGGGCAUCGGGAGCUGGGUGGCCAACCAGGUGUUUGUGCCCCCCGGGACUGGCGUCCCCCAACUGGACGGAAACCUCACAACGGCCGUCAUGACGACGCUGCAGACCUUGACAGCGACCCCACAGAGAGUCACGGGGCUGCGCAAGUUCUACAACCUGUCGUACCUGUGGUACAGCGCACACAACUCAACCACCGUCAUUGUCGUGGGACUGCUGGUCAGUCUCCUCACAGGCCCCACGCGGGGGGAGGACGUGGACCCCCGGACCAUCUUCCCCGUGCCCCGCCUGUUCUGCUGCUUGCCAGUGAGGUACCGAGAGAAGCUGCGCUGCGGGGUCUGCAGCCCCCAAGAGGACGGAAACUGCCCAGAGCCGGUUCCCCUGGCUGUGGAGAAGACCAGCAAUGGGCUGCUGAACGGUCUGCAGGAGGGGCUGCCCCUUGGGGGCGAUGAGGGAGAGGAGCCCCCCGGGGAGGGGGCAGCUCGGCCAGGCGGGAGCCACAGCUACAUCCUGCGGGAGACAGCCCUCUGAGCGGGACGGCGGGAGCGUCUGCGGGGCUUGGCUCUGUUCCGAGAGAGGACCCCCCCCCCAGGGAGAAGGGGGUCCCGGACCCUCCUUGGGGCCGCUCUGCACUGGAUCCUGG
This is a messenger RNA of Podarcis muralis (Common wall lizard), 2501 nucleotides long. It is a transcript of the gene SLC5A6, whose product is annotated as solute carrier family 5 member 6. Gene Ontology annotation, cellular component: membrane. Gene Ontology annotation, biological process: sodium ion transport; transmembrane transport. Gene Ontology annotation, molecular function: symporter activity. NCBI's taxonomy places the organism in Eukaryota, Metazoa, Chordata, Lepidosauria, Squamata, Lacertidae. The record is from RefSeq and is a predicted model, not a curated record.